UGACAUGAAUUUUGAGGAUGAUAAUCGAAGAAAAGAUAUUUCAAUCUAUGACAAAUAAUGUAAGGUAUGGUAUGAGUUCUUGAAGGAACAAACUAACAAAAUUAACAAUUAUUUAAAUGAUACAAAAAGUGGAUUAGAUAACUAUAAAACAAACUUAGAAGAAAGAUUAAAAGAACUUGAUGAAUAAUAUGAUUUGAAUUGCGAAGUCUUAGAUUCACUUAGAGAAUAAAUCUCAACUAUUGAAUAUUACUAAGAAGUUUAGGAAGUAAUUAUUAUUUUAUCUAUUACUUCAAUUAGUAAGAGAUCAAUGAUUAUGAAAAUGCCAUUAAUUCUGCUUAAGUUGAAAAAGAUAAACAUUCAAGAGAAACUUUAUAAAAAGAAAAAGAAGAAUUGAUUACUUUGAUUUGUGAAAUGAAACAUAAAAAAAUUGAAGAUUGGCUUAAAACUAUCAAAAAGGAUCUUUCAGAUGGUGAUUUAAAAGAAAUUUUAAAGAUUUGUUAUCGUCUCUUUUAUGGAGCUAAGACUUUCAAUCUAGAAGAAUUUAUUGAAAAUGUUUUGUCAAAGGGAGAAACUAAAACUGAAGUUGAAGCUCCUUCUAAUUGGAUGAAAGUAUCUCUUCAUAUCUAUCAAUAAGGAAAAAGGAUUACAAUAAUAAGGAAACGAAAAGUUAAAAUUUAAGUUAUGUCCCUUAUUAGCAAAAUUUGCUAUUUAUAAUAGAUAAGAACUAAAUAAAGAUAGUCGAUAAAUGCUUAGGCUUUUACUUGAUUCUUAAUAAUAAAAAUAAAAUUAGACUCCUCAAAUCAUAUUCUUAGUAUUCCUUUUACAAAAAGUAAGCUUAUUAUAUAAAAAUAGUUUAAUAAUUGGGACAUAGCUUGUUGUGAUAAUGAUAAACUUGAAUAACGUAUCAAAGAAUUAGAAUAAACAUUGGAAGAAAAAAGAAAUUCUCCAGAAUAUCUUCAGUAAUAAAAUCAUUUACAUUUUUUAUAAAAAGAGGAAGAAUUUACAAAUGAUGUGAUUACGAAAAUCUCCAAUAUCAGAUAGGCUUUAGAAGAAUUAUUAUUAAGUUUUUCAAAAUAUGAAGAAUAUCAAUAAUAAUAAAUUGAUGAAAUGUAAUAAACUGUUGAGUUCAAUUCCAGAAAUGAUGAAAUAGACCUUAUCUAUUUAGAAAAAGAAUAAUAAAUUGAAAUGAAAUGA
Messenger RNA from Paramecium sonneborni, 1194 nucleotides. The record is from the annotation of a GenBank genome assembly. Lineage: Eukaryota; Ciliophora; Oligohymenophorea; Peniculida; Parameciidae.